Dromaius novaehollandiae (emu) is the source of this 1777-nucleotide messenger RNA. It is a transcript of the gene CLDN14, whose product is annotated as claudin 14. Bases 107 to 820 code for a protein of 237 amino acids. The transcript has 2 exons. Gene Ontology annotation, molecular function: structural molecule activity. Gene Ontology annotation, biological process: bicellular tight junction assembly; cell adhesion. The record is from RefSeq and is a predicted model, not a curated record. Gene Ontology annotation, cellular component: bicellular tight junction; plasma membrane. NCBI's taxonomy places the organism in Eukaryota, Metazoa, Chordata, Aves, Casuariiformes, Dromaiidae.
GCGUCAAAGUGAAACAGCUGCAUAUCUUCCAAGAAAAGCCCCCGUUUUCCGGAGGAGUCCAGGCAGAGGCGCUUGGUUAAGAGGACGAGGCAGGACAAACACCAGCAUGGCAAGCGCGGCCCUUCAGCUGCUGGGCUUCUCCCUCAGCCUGCUCGGCCUGCUCGGGACCCUGAUCGCCACCCUGCUGCCCCACUGGUGGCGGACAGCCCACGUGGGCGCCAACAUCGUCACGGCGGUGGCCUACGUGAAGGGGCUGUGGAUGGAGUGCGUCUGGCACAGCACCGGCAUCUACCAGUGCCAGGCCCACCGGUCCCAGCUGGCACUGCCGCGGGACCUGCGGGCCGCCCGCGCCAUGAUGGUCGUCUCCUGUGUGCUGUCCGCCCUGGCGUGCGCCCUGGCCAUAGUGGGCAUGGAGUGCACGCGGUGCGCCGAGGGCACCUCCGCCAAGACGCCUGCCGCCGUCUCGGCGGGCGUGGUGUUUGUCUCGGCUGGCCUCCUCUGCCUGGUGCCCGUCUCCUGGACCACGAGCGACGUUGUUGCUGACUUCUACAACCCGCUGCUGCCCAGCGGCAUGAAGUAUGAGAUCGGGCAAGCCCUCUACCUCGGCUUCGCCUCCGCGGCCCUGAGCAUCCUGGGCGGCGCGCUGCUCUGCGCCUCUGGCCCGUGCGCCACUGCCAGCGGCCCGUCUCACCCGCCACAGCCCGGCCGUGCGCCUGGGGCUGCCCCCUCUUGCAGACCACCAGCCGCCUGCAAGGGAAACCAUGCCUCUUCCCGGACAUCUGCUUCCCAUAGCGGCUACAGAUUAAAUGACUAUGUGUGAGUUCCCUCAGACUUGCCUGUGGGACACAGCUGUUUUGUGAUUCCUGUGCCUGGCAUGAAGCGGAGCUAGGAUGGCUUUUAGCUGACGAGGGUCACCGUGCAAAGUUUACCAUUGUUUGCGUCUUCCUUUCUCGCCCGAGAAAGCAAGCGCGCAAAUGCAACGCCGUUUGCUCCAAACCUGAAAAAUAAACAUGAGGGAGGCUGUAAUACCGCAGCGACUGCAAAUACCUGCCUACUUUAAAUCGGAGCUUGGCGCGUGGCCGGUUCAAGGGGAGUUCUUCUAAAAGCAGCCUUCUGGUUUAUGGGUUUUGCCCUGUGACAAGCAGUAAAGCACAGCUGGCCACAACUUGGCGUUUGAACAGUGAUCCAACAAAAAAACCCACACUUUUGUCUAAAACAGAAAACAUCAUGCUCCCGCUUAAAACAGAAGUCAUAUCCAUUCUAGCGAGGUUAAAAGGCCUGGCUGCAACAAACACGGACAAACCCCAGUUGUGAUACCUCGGCCUCCCCUUCUGCUCCAUGACCGCCACACAGCUCGAUGGCCAGCUCCAGCUCUCAGCUGCACGUGGGGUCUCCGAGACCUUAACCAAGGUAUCUGUCCUUUACCGAGUAAUCCCUUGGCCAUUGGUGGGAUCGAAAGGCAGAAGAGUAUCAAGGAAAAUGGCCAAAUUUCCUGAAACACUGAGAUACUGUUUGUGGGAAUGUGUACUUUGGACAGCCUCUACCUCGGUAGCGGGGAAAACCGGGCAGAGCAGCGGCCGAGGGCUGACACAUGCCUGAAUCUGUCUGCAUGUGUCCACUGGGUUUUUUCAGAGGCCCAUCGAAGCAGAUUUUUUUUUCUUUUAAAUUAAAUAAAUACAGCUCGUUUUGCCUCCCGCUCGCUAGAGCUAAGUGGCAGCCUGGCCUCGGCACGGAGGUGGGGCAGAGGCAUCAAGUAAUGGGUGCAGGGAGCUGAGGA